This is a messenger RNA of Selaginella moellendorffii, 627 nucleotides long. RefSeq lists its product as uncharacterized. The transcript has a single exon. Bases 184 to 579 code for a protein of 131 amino acids. NCBI's taxonomy places the organism in Eukaryota, Viridiplantae, Streptophyta, Lycopodiopsida, Selaginellales, Selaginellaceae. The record is from RefSeq and is a predicted model, not a curated record.
CGUAUGCUCGCAGGCUGCGAGGAUUAGAGAUGGAGACAUGGUCGCAGCUGCUGGUUAUGAAAUAAGAGAUGGUAAGUCUGUGUGACCAAUUCUAAGUUUGUCCACUUUUUCCUGCUCGUAACAGGCUCUCGGACAGAGGAUGACAGCAUUCCGGUUUCGCGAUUGUGGAGCGAAGCUUGAAAAAUGCCGGAUGCUGGAUUCAUGGCUUUCCAUUCCAGUGUCUGGAUCAUCCGCCUUCCAGCCGUUUUCGUGUCAAAGUCUGCGGGCUGGGAGGAUGUAGCAGUGGCUUCCAAUCUGUUUGGAAUACUCGAGCAGUGUCUCGCCAUUGAAAACACGGCCCGGUCAGUCAUGGCCGUGUCGUUCAUCUCAUCACCGCAGUUCUCACCACUUUCCUGUUUAUCCGGAGAUACAGACGUCCCAUUUGCGCAGCGACUCCAUCACCGCCGAUUCCCGGGGCUCGUUCUUCUUGCUGCCGCUACGCCGCUUCUUCUUGCGCGCCCCCGCCCGGAGCCGCUGUUUCUCCUCCUCGUCCACGUAGAAUCGGAGCCACCGCAUCGUGCCGCGUUCUCUGCAGGGUAGCUCCUCUCUCUCGCAAUUGGAACCUGGAGUUUUUGGUCAAGCUAUUGC